GAAGGAGGCUGUCUAGGUUGGGACUUUGGAGAGUGAGGUGUAGUCAAAGCUGCUUCCAAAAGCGAGCGCUGCCAUCAGGACGAGUGUGUCUGACUUUGUGUGCAGAGGACGAGCCUGCAGCAGAAGGAGUUCAUACUUCCACCUUUGCAUCUCCACCCGGUGACCUACAAAUCUUACCCUCCUGGGAACUAUGAUGUCAGAGGAGCUCACUGAGGACCAGGCCAAGCUGAAGCAGAGCCUAGUCAAAGUUCUCCAGUGUGUGGCCGCUAUCUCAUCUGCAGCAGCUGUGGUUAAUCCCAUUUUUGGUGUAGCUGGUUCCCUGAUCCGAGUGGUGCUCCACCACAUCGAUGAUGAAGACAUCCGCACCCUGAAGCGUGAGUUUGGUUCUGUCAACAGGGCACUGGACCAACUCUCCUAUCAGAAUUACAACACACUGGUUCAGAUCAAGAAAGAAACGCUGGACGGCCAGUACUGUCAAGUGGAGGAGAACCUGAGAAACCAGUUCAGAAAGUUCAUGGAGAUGGUGGAAGCAAAGCCGGAGCAGCGUGUGCGCAAGAAAGACAACUUUAAGGAGAGCUACACCGAUGACUUAGGCGACCAGAACCUGCACACACUGUUUGAUGGCGUGGAUGGCAAACAAAAGCUCUUCAGCAAACCCAUCCUAAAGGUCUACCUGAUCCACUCUCACUACGACCGCCACAAGAUGGAGCAGUUGUGCAAACGCCUCACCUACCUGUUCUGCAUUGGGCUGAUCGCCCUCAUGGGCUACGCAGCAAUCAUUGGGGAUGAUGAGGAGGGUUUGAGCAAGGAGUGGGCUGAGAAGAUGGAGCGUGUGCAGGAGAGGAUGCAGGAUGCUCUUCGCAAGUGCAAAUGAAGAAGAGUGUUACUGCUUCUUGUUUGUAUUCAGGGCUGUGUCCACAUUCCCUCUGUCACACAGUCGUCUUUUCCUCUUUUUUUUUUUUUCCUGUCAACAUCAUAUGUGCAUCCUCAUGAAGACACUAAAUAAUCAGCGGCAUGUCUCCUUAUAGUGGAAAUAUGAUUUGUCCAAAUGUUGCUGAUGCACAUUCUGUUCAUGUUGAGCCAAGGUACCAAAA
Thalassophryne amazonica is the source of this 1094-nucleotide messenger RNA. Its product is annotated as protein rapunzel-like. The record is from RefSeq and is a predicted model, not a curated record. Lineage: Eukaryota; Metazoa; Chordata; Actinopteri; Batrachoidiformes; Batrachoididae. The transcript has 3 exons. The coding region runs from base 191 to 874 and encodes 227 amino acids.